UUGACAGGUGGUGACAAAAAGUUUUGAUUUUUUUUUUGCGAGAAAUUUUAUUGUUUUGAGAGAGGAAGGUACUUGGGGAUUGAGGCGUCCAGAGGGUUUGGUGAGUUUUGACGCAUUUUGAAGAAAGAGUCACUAGCGAAGGGAGUAUUGUUGGUGAAGAUGCCGCCAAGAAGGAGAGAGAAGGGUCGGAAGAGUCGGAAGGCGUGCGAUGUGGCGACUGAGAUAGACAGCGAGGCGCUCAAGAGAGAGAACGAGGCGUUAUUCGAGGAGAUGUAUGAUUUUGUGGGAACGGGUCAGAGCGAGUCGAGUAAUGGAGAAGUGGAGAAGGAGGCGCCUCCAGAAACCGAGAGGAAGUCCGCGAGGAGCAGGAGGAGGACGCAGAGACAGAAUGAGGGGGGAGGGGGGGAGGUAGUGAGAGGUGGAAGUCCGACGAGGGAGAGAAACGGAACGAAGGGGUGUCCGAGUCGAGGGGAGUUGGAGGCCAAGAGGUUGAGCCUCAAACUGAGUGAGAUGGGGUUAGAGAUAUAUGACAUUAAGCCGGAUGGGAAUUGUUUGUACAAUUCGGUUGCCCAGCAGUUGAUGAUUAAUGGGAGGAGUACGGAUGCGAAGGCUACGCCGAGUUUUUUAAGGAAGAUGACAGCGGAGGAGAUGAGGAGGAAUUCCGAGGAGUACAUUCCGUAUUUGGAUGAUUCGUUGGGGUUUGACGCGUACUGUGAUCGCGUGGAGAAGGACCAGAGUAUGUGGGGUGGGCAGUUGGAGAUUAGGGCGUUGUGCCAUUCGCUGAGGGCGUCGAUUUGGGUUGUGUCGGCGGAUGCGCCUACGGUGAAGAUGGGUGUGGAGUAUUUGGACGAGGAGAGCGGGCCGUUGGUGUUAGCGUUUCACAGGUAUUUGUUUGCGUUGGGGUAUCACUACAAUGGCGUGAGGUCGAGCGAGUUUGGUUCAGAAGGGGCGGUGUAUUGAGGUGGGUCUAAUAGCGCUCCAUGCGGCGGCGGCGAGCUGAGUGAA
Schistocerca gregaria is the source of this 1005-nucleotide messenger RNA. Its product is annotated as OTU domain-containing protein 6A-like. Gene Ontology annotation, biological process: protein deubiquitination. The coding region runs from base 160 to 960 and encodes 266 amino acids. The record is from RefSeq and is a predicted model, not a curated record. Lineage: Eukaryota; Metazoa; Arthropoda; Insecta; Orthoptera; Acrididae. The transcript is spliced from 4 exons. Gene Ontology annotation, molecular function: cysteine-type deubiquitinase activity.